Molecule: messenger RNA, 2303 nt
Organism: Stegostoma tigrinum
Lineage: Eukaryota; Metazoa; Chordata; Chondrichthyes; Orectolobiformes; Stegostomatidae
Gene: agfg1a
Product: ArfGAP with FG repeats 1a
Exons: 13
Coding region: 92-1714 (540 amino acids)
Cellular component (GO): cytoplasmic vesicle
Molecular function (GO): GTPase activator activity
Source: RefSeq, a predicted model, not a curated record
GUGUGUCCGCCACUAUUCCGUCCCCCGCCGCAGGUCGUGCUGUUCCUGCUGCUGUCGCCGGUGCCUCUUUAUUUCGCUCGAUCUGGUCUCCAUGGCGGCCAAGCGAAAGCAGGAGGAGAAGCACCUGAAGCUGCUGCGGGACAUGACAGCGCUGCAGCACAACAGGAAGUGCUUCGACUGCGACCAGAGAGGCCCGACCUAUGUCAACAUGACCAUCGGCUCCUUCGUCUGCACCUCCUGCAGCGGAAUCCUACGAGGGUUGAAUCCUCCACAUAGAGUCAAGUCAAUCUCCAUGACCACAUUCACACAACAAGAAAUCGAGUUUCUUCAAAAACACGGUAAUGAGGUCUGUAAACAGAUUUGGCUGGGAUUGUACGAUGAAAGAUCAUCUAUUUAUCCAGAUUUCAGAGAUCCACAGAAAGUCAAAGAUUUCCUGCAGGAAAAAUACGAGAAGAAGAGAUGGUUUGUGCCAGCUGAACGGGCCUGGGCAGUAGCAGCUGCCCAUGCUUCUAUUUCAGGCUCCUCUGCCAGCAGUGCAAGUAGCACACCCGAAGUGAAACCGGGAAAGUCACUUCUCUACGAAACCACACAUUUGAGCAAAGGAACGCCAACCCAAUCCCCAGCAGUAAGUCGCUCUCAAGGAUCUCAACAGGAGAAGAAAGUGGCUUCAUUUGAUCUUCUAACUGAUCUUGGAGGGGAUAUUUUUGCUACUCCUCAAUCUGCACCUCCUUACUUUGCAAAUUUCACACAUUUUAACAGUGACACAGCUCCAACUUCUGUGAAUGUAGAUUUUGCAAACUUUGCAUUUGGAAGUUGUCAUACUUCUGAUAAUUUUGGGGCUUUCUCCUCAGCAAGUCUGCCUCCUUUCCAGUCCAACUGUGCAGGUGGAUCCUCUGCAUCAUCAAAUGCUAAUUUUGCAAAUUUUGAUAACUUCCCAAAAUCUUCUAGUGCUGACUUUGGAGCUUUCUGUUCCUCUGGGACUGACACAACUGUACACAAAGCACAUGCUGUUACUCAGGAUAAAUAUGCAGCUCUUGCUGAUCUGGAUAAUGUUUUCAGCAAUAGUGCCUCGACACAAGGUGGAAGCAGUCAACUGACUAAUUUCAGCUCAGCAACUGUUGGAUCUUCAGUGAUGACUGCCAAUCAGUCAGGCUCCUCAGCAAACAAGUAUGCAGCACUAGCAGAAUUAGAUAAUGUCUUUAGCUCUCCGUCAACCACUAGUAAUGUAUCUAGCGCAAGCAGUGUGUUUGGGACAAUACAAAGUGCUACAGCAGUACAGACUCAUCCUGGAGCCAGCACUGCACCUGCAGCAUUUGGAGCAGCUACCAAUCCAUUUGUAGCAGCUCCUGUCCUGCCAGCACCUGCUGCCACAAACCCAUUCCAGACUAAUGGAAGAACUGCAGUAAGCUUUGGAACAGCGUCAAUGAGCAUGCCAACAUUGUUUGCCAACCCAGCAGGAUAUACUCUUCCCACCAGCUUCAGUGGUGGCUUCCAGCAACCAGUCUUAUCUGGCCCUGUGACCUUUCCUCAACAUUCAGCAUUUCCACAGCAACCAGUUGGUGGAGGUUUUGGUUCAUUCGAACAACCUAAACCAAUGGUCAUGCCAUAUGGUCAACCAAUGGCAGCAUCUACAAUGUCUAGUAAUCCCUUUCUGGCUGGAGCUCCAAUGGGGCAGUUUCCAACAGGAAGCUCUUCAACCAACCCAUUCUUAUAGCCUAUUUGGUUGCUGUCAGGAGUGUUAUGUUGAUGCGUGACGUCUCCAGAUCUCUUGCACAGUUGUGUUGUUCACCAAUCUUAGCUUUAAUCACAAGAGUCUCUUAAAGCCUGUAUUUUGUAUAAUGGGGUAAUAUAUGCAGAAAGGAAGGAUUUUCUGUAUGCCCUUUAUUUAACCAUUAUUUGGCAAGAAGGUUCAAGAUGUAGCCAUAUCAUGUAUAUUGAAAUGGGCUAAUGUUAAGUUAUUGCACUUCUUUCAUUGCUCUGCAGUACUGUACAUAUUUUUUCUUAGAAAUUUAGCUAGUUGUGCAGAUCAGUAUUUGUAAUUUAACACAUUUAUGUUAAUGUGAAAUGUUACUGAGCAGAAAGAAUCAUAAUAAAGUUGCUGUAUCUAUAAGGAUGAAAUUGCUGUAACAUUGGCCUUUUAAGUUCGAGUUUUAAAUAAACUAGAUUAUUCAUUUGGUGACUGAAAAGGAGGUUUUCUUUCUCAGAGGAAAUUUCUCUUAUUUAUAUUCUGAGUAUGUAGAAAACUGCAUCUCUGCCUAAUAAAGAAAAUCAUGUUUUGCUACAAAGUUUGCAAUUGACAAAAU